AUGGCUGUCGGUAAAAACAAGAGAUUGUCUAAAGGAAAGAAAGGAUUAAAAAAGAAGGUCGUUGACCCAUUCACCAGAAAAGAUUGGUUUGACAUCAAAGCUCCAACCACUUUUGAAAACAGAAAUGUUGGUAAAACUUUGAUCAACAGAUCUACCGGUUUAAAGAAUGCCGCUGAUGGCUUGAAAGGUAGAGUUUUCGAAGUUUGCUUGGCCGACUUACAAGGUUCCGAAGACCACUCUUACAGAAAAAUCAAAUUGAGAGUUGAUGAAGUCCAAGGUAAAAACUUGUUGACCAACUUCCAUGGUUUGGAUUUCACUUCUGACAAAUUAAGAUCAUUGGUUAGAAAAUGGCAAUCAUUAGUUGAAGCUAAUGUCACUGUUAAAACUUCUGACGAUUACGUUUUGAGAGUUUUCGCCAUUGCCUUCACCAAAAGACAACCAAACCAAAUCAAGAAAACUACUUACGCUCAAUCCUCCAAAUUGAGAGAAGUCAGAAAGAAGAUGAUUGAAAUUAUGCAAAGAGAAGUUUCCAACUGUACUUUAGCUCAAUUAACUUCCAAAUUGAUUCCAGAAGUCAUUGGCCGUGAAAUUGAAAAAUCCACCCAAACCAUUUUCCCAUUACAAAAUGUUCACAUCAGAAAAGUCAAAUUGUUGAAACAACCAAAAUUCGACUUGGGUUCAUUAUUGGCUUUGCACGGUGAAGGUUCAACCGAAGAAAAAGGUAAGAAAGUUUCUUCUGGUUUUAAAGAUGUUGUUUUAGAAUCUGUUUAA
Messenger RNA from Candida dubliniensis CD36, 771 nucleotides. RefSeq names its product 40S ribosomal protein eS1 (gene RPS1). The record is from RefSeq and is a predicted model, not a curated record. Gene Ontology annotation, biological process: translation. Bases 1 to 771 code for a protein of 256 amino acids. Lineage: Eukaryota; Fungi; Ascomycota; Pichiomycetes; Serinales; Debaryomycetaceae. Gene Ontology annotation, molecular function: structural constituent of ribosome. Gene Ontology annotation, cellular component: cytosol; ribosome. The transcript has a single exon.